Molecule: messenger RNA, 6211 nt
Organism: Pieris napi
Lineage: Eukaryota; Metazoa; Arthropoda; Insecta; Lepidoptera; Pieridae
Exons: 9
Coding region: 190-1860 (556 amino acids)
Source: RefSeq, a predicted model, not a curated record
ACAAGAUUUGACAUUCGUUGAUAGUUGUCUAUGAACGUUUUGUAAACAAGAGAUAAAAAAUGUUUGAUUUCUGAACCCGUCUCAAUAUUUAAAACUGUUACAAACACCCACAUGUGAUUUGGUAAAAAUCGUCUAAGUUAUACUAAUGAAGGAAAUGCUUCGUUUUUUGCAUUAAUAAUUCAAAGGAAAAUGUCUGGUUAUUUGGAAGUGAAAUAUCCGUUUAAAUCAAACCUCGGUCUUAAUCCUUUCAAGUCUUGGAAAAAACAAUGGUGCAUUUUGAGACCUAGUGUGACCUGCAAAGGGGGUGGGUCACUAGUUGUAUAUUGUAGUGAGGCGGGAGCGCCUGCAGGAACAGUAGAGUUGCCCUCGGGUUGCUUAGUAAAAAGAGCCAAAUCCCGCACGCGACCUCAUGCCUUUGCAGUAUUCACCCUUGAAGCACCGUCAAAACCUCGAAUUCUUCUUGCUGCUCAAAGCCAUCAAGAAACUCAAAUAUGGAUGGAUAAAAUUCGUGAUUUAUUAAAUAAUGACAAAAUGAGAGGCUCAGAAUCAUUACUCAAAGACUCAUAUCCUGUAACUGUGAUUGCUACGGAAUUGUCUAGAAAAUGUGGCUUAAUGACUGACAGUGUGCUCACACUAUCUACAUCGGGCUUGGUAGUUUCCCACAAUACAGCCAGCACAAAAAUAGACUGGCAACACAUUAUUGAUGUACUCUUGAUCAGAAAAAAUGGAGACAAGAAUAGAAAUUGCAUCAUUAGUAUGAAUAGUGGUUUUUCUCAAGGCAGUGGUGAAAUGACAUUUUGUACACCGUUGGCAAGUGAACUAGUCAGUGCUGUCCGUCAAGCGCUUUCGGCUCGUCACAAGAAAAUUAGCCGAAGCGAUGGAGACUUGAGAAGAGAUGACAUAGGUGAAAUUCGCCGCAGCAGCUGGUACAGCGGACCGUCGGAGGUUUCUCUGGAUGACACAGAUCUCAUUAUGACUAAGGAAUAUCAACAAAUGCACAAUGGUGACUUAUCUCAGUUGUCUGAGAUUCCCUGUGAAGAUAAACAAACACCUCUCUCCCCUGAAAACAGUGUGUGGUCCCGUCGCUCCACCGUAUCAAUAGUCUCGGUCGCUUCGGGCGUCUACGAGGAAAUUCCCGAAGAAUGGGCGGGCUCGUGCGUAGAUCACACGUACGAGUCCGUCGAGUGCGUAUACGGAACGAUGAGACGGGCGGGUAGACGCGGCGCACCUCCCCUACCCCCGAGACAUAACUUUGGUACAAUGAAGCUUUCUGAUUGGAAAAGCGCUAACUCGAGCAGUCCUGGUCGCGAUGGAGUGACGCGUCAUAGCUCGUUGGGCUCAUUGCAGCACUGUGCAAAACCACAUCGUUAUAAACAGACCUUCAGUGUCUUUAGGAAAAGGCUAAAAAGCGACUCCCGCGUCACCUCCCCAAAAUCCGAGAAAGAGACAAAAGACGUUGAAACGAAAAAGAAAAGAUUCGAUUUCACACCAACAAGAGACAUAUUCAAAAGCUUCAAAGUGAACAGAAAAAUGAAGAAUCUGAAAAUAACCGGAAAUCUAUCGAAGGGCGAGACAAAAAGUUGUGAAUUUUUGGACGAAACGGAGCACGUGUCGACGAAUCGUUGCUCGAAAUCCGUCGAAUGUAUCGAGAAGUUUGACGAUUUCGAUGUUUCAAUCGAGAUUAACGAAACCAACGUCUCGGCGCUCGCGCUACCAGAGGAGAUUGUGAAGUUAAUAUUUACUGAGAAAAUUCUCGGAAAUUUUGAGAAUGAAAGCGAAUAUAUGCCCAUGUCGCCCGUUCAGCCUCCGCCCAUGGAGCAGCAUUAUAUCGUUAUGUCGCCCAAGACUAAAAUUGCUUAAAUGGAGAAUUUGAAUCAAAUAACUCGGAUAAAGGCCUGAAUAGGGGAAUUUGAAUAAUUAUAAAUUUAAAGCUGUUUUCUAUUUAUAUUCUCAGUAUACAUUUACCCUCUUCAUAAAAAGUAUAUCCGUCUAAUUGCACUCUCACUUAUGUACUUUUUCGUCUUUUUUUAUGAAGAGGGGGAAUGAAUAUUAUUCAGAAUCUCAUAAAAAUGUCGACUGACAGUUACUAAUUUGGUUUUUUGACAUCUCUAUCUAGAGUGAUAAAGCAUAGACUACAUUCUGGGACAGGUUCAAGUGCCAAACACCUAUUUGUGUCAUCUGACUGUUUGGGGGAUUUGCACAUUUAGGAGUUAACAUAUCACUGAACAAUUCAGUGUUAAGACUUAACGCUAAGUAUCACUUCCGUACGUCACUUAUUCUAAGUCUCGGUUCUGAAUCUUGCACUUAAACCUUGUCUUUGAAUCUUCGUCUAUUGUGACAAAAUGUCUCAUUGAAGUCAAUUAUAUUCAAAUUGCUUUGGCAGUGACAAGUGAUAUCUUCUCACCAAAACAUAUAUUUGAUUAUAAAAGCUUUGACCGCAUUAAAUGGCUUGAUCUCGACGUCUGUAAUGAAAUACGAAUUAGAUUUGCUUAAUCGUUUAAAACCGCGUACAAUACCGGCAAACAUCUUGAACAUUAAACAAGGGAGUGGGGGAAAGUUUGCGCAGCGCGGGACACAAAUGUCAACUGAUUUAGCCAACACGCGAUCGACACGUCACUCUCCCGCCGCCGCGCACCACCCAGUGAUACCUAAAAAUCGCUUAUGCGAAGGCAAGAACAUUUGUUCAAGAUGUUUGCCGGUAUCUGUAUCAAUUUCAUGUGUGAUAUGCGCGUAUAUAUUUAGUACGUGAAUUCUUCAAGCUAUUUUAAACCUUAUCGCUAUUUAUUAGAACUAUGGUUGUAUAUAUUUGGUAUUGUAGCUUUUAGUAAUAAACACUGCCAAUAGGACUAAGAAUGUAGGUGGUUUUUUUUUUCAAACGAAGUCGAAAUUGUCCUAAAGAUUACGUAUAUACUGUUUCUGUAUUUUACUUUUCCUAAGUACGUGAACUUCGACAGUCAAAGCAGAAUUCCAUUGUAAAACAAACCUUAACACCAAUCAACUUUAAUUUCAAUGUGACAAGUCCGCCUAGUAAAAGUGUGCCUCGAUAGAUUACAAACUUACUUAUUAAUGUUUACACGUUGACACGCCUUUUUUAUAUAGAAACUGCGUGAAGAAUCAUGUAAUAUGUUCUUUCAUACUUACAUGCUGACUACUCGUUUAUGUCAUUUAUAAGCUGAAUAAAAUCAGUCGGUAUAAGUAUUGAAUUAAAAAAAUUGUAAUCUGUUAUCUCUCAUAACUUAACUGUCAUUGUCAAAACGUGUCAAUUGAUGUGAUGAUUUUUUAAAAUAAAUCUUCGAUUUAGGUCCUAAAUAAGUUUUGAUUAGAUUACAAUCUGCCCAGUCGUUCUUUUAACGAUUAUAUUUCGAAUAAAUAAAGAUUCCUUUUCUGGAUCCUUUUGCAAUUACCAGGAAUGUUUGCAGUGGUGUCGCCAGCCGGUCCUUAAGAUAAAAGUAUAUAUAAUAUCAUUUCCACGCAUCUCAGCUACACAAUGAUAAAAUAUUAAGUUAAUUUAACAAUAAUUUCGGACACGAAAAUCUAAACAGAACGAAAAAAAACUGGUUGACAGAAGUUAGUGACAAUUUCACUUAGUGUAUGUAUAUUUUCACCUAUUUUUUUGCUUUAGUCUAUGGCAAGCUCAAAUCGCAAAACAAUACGUCAUAGAUUAUGCAUAAUAUUAGGUAAAUUAAAUGGUGAAAAAACUUUUUAACCGGAUUAAAGUUAUGUAUUAUUAUAAAUUUACAAUUAUUUAACAUAAUUUUAAAUUUAUCCGACGUUUCGCGUGCUUUACAGCGUGCGCCACAGCAUACAGUCACCGUGACCACCGGUUAAUCCCUUUAAAAAGUUUUUUCUUUAAAUGUAUAAAGGUUAUGUCAAUAAAAGACAAUACUAAAUUAAAUGGUGGUCAAAGCGUGAGUAAUAAAAAAUUCUGUUCGCCCUUCCCUUCCUUGUGAAAAGUAAAAUAUAGAAACUGUGUCAAGUAAAGAAUUUUAAUUUACGAAGACUGAUAAAGACUUCUUAAGGAAUAAUUUAUUUUAACCACUAUCCCACUAUUAUAAUUGAAUAACGAGCUUAAAACGAUACCCGGUUUCUAUACAAAAUACCAUUUGUAAAAGCUAUCAGUAUAUUUCUAUACAAAAUUCGAGUCGUAGAAAUUACGAGUCGUAUUUUGGUUAGAACCGGGGUGUUAGGGUAAAAUGAAAUAUGGAUUUUGUACACAGGUCGAAUUGAAACCGAAGUUUGCGUUAUAGUGUUAAUACAAAGUUUGGAAAUGAUUCCAUUUGAAACUUAAUUGCCUAUAAUAGACGCACGGCAUCAGCUAAUAUGAUUUUUCAACUUUCUUUCGUAUGCGAUAUGUAUUUUUAAAAUUUCAUUAACUUAUUUCAGAAUUCUAAGUCCAUAUUUCGACCAAUAUAUUGGUUUUAUUAGUAGUAGCUUUGGUGUUUUGUGAUAUUGGUAUGUUGUUGAGCUUGCGAGCUUUUGUUACGUUUAUCGGAUUUAAGGAAAUACAAAAUUAGAACGAAUUGGCAUUCCAUUGAUAUUAAGGAAAUCCCUUUUACGAUACAUAGAAAAAUACUAUUGUAUUCAACAAUUUAAUGUGUUAUUAAAAGGAAAUCGUACAUACGCCCAUGUUCUAUGUACAAAUAACAAUUUCUCAUUGAACUUGAUCCAUCUGAAGUCAUAAUAACAAUUUUAAUAAUGGGUCAAGUCAUUAACGUUUAAAAGGUACCAGGGUGGCAGAAAUAACAAGAGACCUAACUAUGACGUGUUUUGUUCAAUUGGUUAAGACCAUCUUUAGUCCAAUGAGAGAUACGUACGUCUUUCCGUUUGCCCAAAUAUAAUCAGCGCGUCUCUUGCUUAACAUUCCCACCAGAAAAAUUUAAGAACGAAGAGAAAAUUGUAAAAUUCAAAAGUCGUUAUAAUAUACUUUGUAAAGAUCAAAUUUAUGUUAAGCAUUAUGAGAAAGGGAUUGUUCUAUACAAAAAUUAGUUCGAAAUUUGUUGGUAGAAUAUAUAGCUUAAUUCAGCUUAGCAAUUGUAUUUGUUAACUUAAGUAUUGUUUUCAUUGCGCUAUGUUGUAUCGGACUGACUUUAGAUGCAAAGAAUAAAUCUUUUAAAAAAAUUGUCGAAAGAAUAAACGUCAACUGCACUAAAAAUGAAAUUUGCUUCGGCUACAGCCAAUUAUUUCCGAUAAUUAUAAAAUAUAAAUAAAUUGAUUUGUCAUGAAACAACUUUGUCCAAGCAAAGUUCGAUAUUCCUAUAAAUUCCAAAUCAAGAUAUAUAGAAACAGUUUUUUGAAAGACGUAGUAGUUCGUUCUAUUCAAUAUUCUGUAAUUCCUGACUGCCCUUUGAGGUCGUUAUAACCGGUUUCGAAAAGUUCAGUCCGAUACGCAAAAUUUUGGAUCUGCCUAAUUGAAUUUAGUUGUAAGUACUUAAUAAUUUAAAGUGAUCUCUUCGUGUGAUAAAGCUACAUCACUGCUUCAAUCGAUUAGCUUUCUUCGUAGUAUUAAUAGUAUUAUGGUUUGAUUACGUUUUUUGUUGACAUAGUCAAAACGGGCCCUAUAUCAUUGAUGUAAGUUACACGAGAACACAUUCCCAUCAUAGAAUACUCUUUACGCAUAUAAACUAUUAAUACGUUAAAAUAAUAUAUUAACCAUCUAUAUAAGCUCGAUUUGGCAUUUAACAAAUGACGAAUGUGUUAAUUGGUUAUUAUCAUUGUGAAUCAUGUAUUAUCGUUGACUAUUUGAGUCUACAAAAAGAAUGUAAUGGUCGCAAAAACGGAAACGUUAUUUUAACAAUGCGUCGUAAAUCGGUGUAACUAAGUUCUUUUGGUAACCGAUGUGUUCUCUAAGGCUGCGUCCACAUCUGGCGAAUAUGCCGCGAAUGUGCAGCUCGCGAGCAAGCUGCUAGCUGCGCGCGUACAUUUUUGUUCGUGCGCCGCCCGCGCGCUGAUCGCGUGAGACUGAUACUGAGCCAGUGAACGGAACUGUAAGCGCGAGAAUUUGUUUGCGACAAAGUGUAUAAUUUUAUAGCACUAACCCGUUAUGACAGAUGUCAAUUUAGUUUAUUUUUAGAGGUUUAUAUAAUUUUUUGGGAUAUUUUGUUGUGAAAAUUAAGUGAUUUGUAUUUUGGUUAAGAUUUGUGAUGGACCAAAAAUUUUUGUUACUUUUUGAUGCGCCGCAUCCCGACGUAUUUAAUAAACGUUUGUAUGAUUA